AUGCAACAAAGCAAGCAAAAAAAAAAAAAAGAAACGUCGAAGUUCUCAAAGGUGCUAACCAAGACGGAUAUUCGAAAGAGGCUCUCACUGCCUCUUAAGUUUUUCAAGCCUCUCCCAUCUCUUAAAGGUAGCCAUGUCCGAGAUUUUCCGGCAAUAGAUGAGAGUGGCUUCGUCUGGACCUUUCAAUGCUCUACUCGCAAGAAAGGACACCCAAAGCCAGUUCUCUCAAAGGACUGGCUUGCAUUCGUUCGCCACAAGGAGCUUAAAGUUGGUGACAGGGUCAAGUUUUUCAAGGAGAAAGACCAAAGUGGUACUGCAACACCUUUCUUCAGGGUUGAAGCUGAAAAGGAAAUCAAGAUAUUUGGGGUAAUCUUUGGGUAUUCACCCAUUUUAGCCCCAUUUCCAUGA
Molecule: messenger RNA, 408 nt
Organism: Populus euphratica (Euphrates poplar)
Lineage: Eukaryota; Viridiplantae; Streptophyta; Magnoliopsida; Malpighiales; Salicaceae
Product: B3 domain-containing transcription factor NGA4-like
Exons: 1
Coding region: 1-408 (135 amino acids)
Molecular function (GO): DNA binding
Source: RefSeq, a predicted model, not a curated record